Harpegnathos saltator (Jerdon's jumping ant) is the source of this 1712-nucleotide messenger RNA. Its product is annotated as ornithine decarboxylase. The record is from RefSeq and is a predicted model, not a curated record. The transcript is spliced from 8 exons. Bases 159 to 1424 code for a protein of 421 amino acids. Gene Ontology annotation, molecular function: ornithine decarboxylase activity. Gene Ontology annotation, cellular component: cytoplasm. NCBI's taxonomy places the organism in Eukaryota, Metazoa, Arthropoda, Insecta, Hymenoptera, Formicidae.
GGUUUAUCUCGCGCGCAUCCGCCGCGUGAAACGCGCGCGACGUACAGCUGGAAAGAGGAAGACGGCGAGGACAGUAAGCGGUGACGGGAAGCGGACGAGCGACUUGAAGAGGAGCGAGCAAGGAUUUUGUGUCGAGAGUGUCGAUUAUUAAUCGGUACAUGCGCGAUAAACUCGUCGGAUUCACCAGAGACGUUCGUAUCGGACUGCUUACGAUGUUUGAUUUCACCGAGAUAAACGUUUUGGACGACAACAUAGACGAGAUGGAUAUUAUUAAGAACACGAUUAACACUGAAAAACCGGAAGACGCUUUCUACGUCGCAGAUAUCGGUGGUGUUAUUAAGAAGCAUAUGGAGUGGAUCAACAAAAUACCGAGAGUCACCCCGUAUUACGCGAUCAAAUGCAACUCGGACCCGACCGUGAUCAAAGUCCUGGCGGCCAUGAACGUAUGUUUCGAUUGCGCGUCUAUGCAAGAAAUAAGGCAAGUGAUGCAGCACGGUGUGAAGGGCGAACGCAUCAUUUUCGCGCAUCCCGCCAAGUUGCCGUCUCACAUCAAAUACGCGAGAAAAGUGGGCGUCGAGCGGAUGACGGUCGACGGCGAGACGGAGCUGUCGAAGAUCCAAGAGUUCUUCCCCGAAGCCAAGGUAGUGUUACGCAUUCGCUGCGACGCGAAGAACUCGCCGGUGUCGUUGGGCACGAAAUUUGGUUGCGAGCCGUACGAGGAAGCGGUGCACCUCAUACAGCGCACCAAGGACCUCGGCCUGAACCUGCACGGCUUCAGUUUCCACGUCGGCACGCCGUGCAGGGAAGUGGACGCCUAUCGUCGUGGUAUCAAGACGUGCGCGCGCCUCAUCGACGUCGCCAAGACGAUCGGCUGCCGCGACGUCGAGCUGAUCGACAUCGGCGGAGGAUUUUCCGGUGAUUGCGAGGCCGAGAUCGACAGGUUCGCGAAGGUCAUCAACGACGCGACCCAAGACCUCGACCCCGCCGUGAGAAUCAUCAGCGAGCCCGGGCGGUACUACGUGAGCGCGAACUUCACGUUAGCCUCGUACCUGCAUUCCAAGCGAAUCGUUUCCGAAAACGGCGAGCUGAAGAGGAUGUACUACAUGAACUGCGGCGUGUACAAUUCAUUCUUGGACGAGUUGUUGGGUCUGCAGUCCCGAAGGCCACGCUUGCUCUUCGAGCCAAUCAACGACGAAGAAUUCUCUUCGAUCCUAUGGGGACCUACCGCGGACUCGUACGACUUGAUUGUUAAGGACGUGCCGUUGCCUGAGCUUUACGUGGGCGACUGGUUAGUUUGGAAGGAUAUGGGCGCUUACACGUUGUCUCUUUCUAACACGUUCAAUGGCUUCCCGAUUCCAGCCGUAAUGCCGUUCGUCAGGAAGAGCCAAUGGGAAAGCUUCCUGAAGCACAUCAAUCUCAAGUGAAAUGUGUUCUACUUCAAAAUUCGUCGGACGACACCACUCACUCAAAACGGACACAACUCUUCGAAGAAGGGCGAGUCGAUAACAUUUAAUGAGGUUUUGAUGAUAAUUGCUAAACGCUACCUUCGCGAAUCUUCCUGCUUCACAAGCGCGCGAUUCCUCCGGACUGCGCAAUUUUAUUAUACGUUUAUAAACUAUCACUACAUUUUUAUCAGUUAUCACUACUUGCAGUCAUUAUUUGCUAUUAUCCUUCAUUUUUUAUGCGCGACUUACUGUCAUGAAGAAAUAUAC